GACAGUUUUGACCGUUUUCGAACAAAAGUGUUCUCUCUGUCUAAUCGUUCUCAGUUAUUCCCACGCUGAGAUAGCAACGCGAGAGAUUGCGAGUACGACGGCGGCUUUAUUUUUUCUCAGUCAAGAAACGGUCAGAGAUUUGACCGUACAAACUCAUACGCUGCACUCUCAUAACCGGCGGUUCUGUACAUUUGUGUGCGUGCAUGUUAACCGAUUUUAUUUUCUAUAACGCGUCGCUGACUCUUCUUUACAUUCUUCAUCGUAUUUUACCUUCGUUUAGUGUUAUUGUGGUUUCAUGUCAACUUGCGAACAGGCAGAAGUUUUGUGUGAAGUUUAUGGUUUUAUGUGAACAUUUUGAUUUUUUUUUUAAAUGUCGGAUAUAAAACGUGCACGGAAAAGUGGAAGAUUUUACCGGCGGUCGAACAAGUUUAAGGCGCUGAAUCCAUCAGUUGAAAUUGGACAAGAAGCGACACAAGCUGAAACAUGCCCCCAAUCGUUACCUUUAGAUCUAUUUGAAGAUGAAUCUACAGUACCACCAAUUGGUAUAAAUGAACCCCAAAUUGAGGACGAAGAUGAACCAUUGGUAGAUUACAUGUUUUCUGACAAUGAUGAUGAGGAUGACGAUAGUUUUUUGAAAAAUGACAAUGCUCUAACGCUGGAUAAGUUGUCCGUAGUAGACGGAAUUCGAUAUUGGGCAUUGUCAACAAAUGCCACGCAUAAGUCCAUUGACAUGGUGUUAAAGUUAUUCCGAAAGGUUAAUGUAAAAGUCCCUGCAACUGCUAAAACCUUGCUGCAAACGAAACGAAACGCAUCGUCAGAAAUAAUGGAAAUUGGAGGAGGACAAUUUUGGUACCAUGGCAUUAAAAAGUGUUUGUGUAAUUACUACCGAUACGACAAGCCGCCAUCGAAGCAACUGACGCUGACUAUAUCCAUUGAUGGAUUACCGUUGCAUAACAGUUCUGCAAUGCAAUUCUGGCCAAUACUUUUUAAAAUAGUAGAGGAUUCAAAAGCACCGGUAAUGACUGCUGCUAUUUUUUGCGGCUAUAAAAAACCAGAGAGCACCGAACAGUAUCUCCGCCCAAUGGUUGAGGAAUUGAAUGAUUUAAUAUCCAAUGGUUUAGACAUGCACGGUGAAAAUGUCGCCGUUAAGCUUUUGGCCAUAGUUGCUGACACGCCGGCAAGGUCGUUUGUGAAAGGUGUUACUAGCCACACCGGCUACGGAAGCUGUUUAAAAUGUACUAUCGAAGGAGAGUAUUUGGGCCAUAAAGUUACAUUUGUCGGUUUAAAUGCUCCAAAACGAACAGACCAAGCAUUCAGAAAUGACGCUUAUCCCGGACACCGCAAAGUGCACACCCCUCUGUUGGACAUUCUAUUUUUCGACAUUAUUGAAGAUAUAUGUGUAGCAGAUCGGAUGCAUCUUAUUGACUUAGGAGCAACAAAGCGGUUGCUUCUGGGAUGGCGAGACGGUACAUUGGGCAUAAAACGAUGGACGGAAAAACAAUGCAAACGGAUUUCGGAGGCUUUUCAAAAAGUACUAAAACCUCUUGAAGUACAUAGGAAACAACGCCAUCUCAAAUACCUCAAUCAUUGGAAAGCAUCCGAGUGCGCAUUUUUUUUGCAUUACGCGUCAUUUGUCAUCAUUAAAGAUCAUCUGCCUGUUGAGGUGUACAAACACUUCAUGCUACUGUUUUGUGCCAUUACACUGUUUUCUUCAACAGUUCAUAAAAGUAAAUGGCACGUUGCAGGUCAGUUACUAAACAAAUUUGUUGAAAACUUCCCUAGCGUGUAUGGCAGACAGUACAUGACAAGCAAUUUUCAUAAUUUGCAACAUAUUUAUGAUGAAAUGCUCAGGUUUGGGUCACUAUCACUAAUUUCGACAUAUCCUUUUGAAAACCAUCUUCAAUUUUUGAAACGUCUUCUCCGUAGUGGAUGGAAGAGCUUGGAACAAGCCAUUAACAGACUCGCAGAGUUGGAUGAAUUUAAGAUUCCUAAAAGUAAAGAUGCUUGUUAUCCAUUAAUAAGUGAAAAAAAGAAAACAAUCAGUGUAACUGUAAGAGAAGAUUUUGUAUUGCAAAAUGACCAAAGAAAUUGUUGGUUUUUAACAAAAGACAAUAGUAUCGUUAAAUUUCAUUCGGCAAAUCAUGUUUUAGAAACAGGUAACAACAAAAUAUGUAUCAGAGGACCAAAACUAAAUUCGAAAGAGUUAGUGUUCGAUGACCCAAUUGAAUCAAGUGAAAUGUUUAUAUUCAAAAGCUUCAAUAAUGCUUUGUCAGAAACUACGUUCGAAACAUACACUGAUCAAAUACUGUGUAAGUUAGUAGCUCUUCCAACCAGCUCUGUGCAAGAAAUAGUGUUUGUUCCUUUAAUACACACAUUGAUAGAGUAGAUGUGCUUUGAAUUCAAUUUAGAUAAUAAAUAUGUAGUUCAUUUCAUGAGAAGUAUCACAUUUAUUUACCCAUAUAUGCAAUGAAACUAAAUAAGAUCUUAAUUAGUGUAUAGCAAAUUAUUUAAGAAAGA
This is a messenger RNA of Anopheles stephensi (Asian malaria mosquito), 2517 nucleotides long. RefSeq lists its product as uncharacterized. Lineage: Eukaryota; Metazoa; Arthropoda; Insecta; Diptera; Culicidae. The coding region runs from base 371 to 2386 and encodes 671 amino acids. The transcript is spliced from 4 exons. The record is from RefSeq and is a predicted model, not a curated record.